AGCAUCGCCAUAGCAUGUAGCGCGGAUGCCGACUCACCGGCGGAAGUGUAAGCCUUGUCAGCAAGGUGGGCAGUCAGCCUGCAGGGCUUGGAUGGCAGUCUGAGGGUCUGCGCUCAGCAUGGCCGAAGAAUGGCAUAAGUGUGCAGUGACUGUAUCCUCGAUGGGGGGCAUGCGCACGUAUUCGUGGGCUUCCGCCCCGUCUACGUGGGAAAAGAGAGACUGCGUGGGAGCGUGGACUCGCACCAAUUGGGGUGCAAACUACGACUUCACGACGUGCUCAUGGACAUCUGGGAAGAAGCAGCCUGAAGAUCUCCUCGAAGCAGCCCGGCGGCCCGACUAGAAGUGCCAGGAGUCGAGUUUACUCCUGGCUGGUUCUUCCGGAGCAUCCCAGCUGAGGUCAAGUUCCUUAACCGCCUUAGCAAAAGCCCUGAUGAGCUCAUCAUGGAGGUCAGCAGGGCCCUCGGUGUCGGGGCGAUCCAGCUCCAACUCUGCCCAGUCCUUUCCGAAGCCGAGAUGGACAUGGAGUCCUUUUCCUCAUCAGCAGUGAAGGAGAUGAAGUCCACGGCGGCCCGGGGCCGAGUCGUCACCUUCGUCCCGAAGAAGGGGAAGGCCCAGGCAACUGUCGCUCUCGCCACAUUUUAUACUGGCUUGUCAGUAUUUGCAUUCAUUUGCAUAGGUUAGCGACAAUUGGCCAGUUUGUUGAACUGUCUGGCGUUAUCCUAUAAUGUUUCAGGAUUUCGGAGAAGGAGAGGAGUUCCCACUGCGAAUGCUUCGCAAUGUAAAGUGAAUGCUCGAAAGGGAACAACAUUGUAUGGCCAUGGUAAUGUACACCAAAACGAUUAUUGCUCGUGUUAUAUUGCUUAAACAUGUAAAAAAAGACAUCUUUUAAAAUAACUGCUCAUACAUGUUUUUCAGAAAGAUCUAUACGUCCACCGUAAAGAUCAUAAAGAUCGUCCUCUCCCUCUCUAAAACAAAUAAACUGACCUCUAAAAUAAAAUUUAAAAAAAAGAAAUUGCAUUAUGAAAUAUGCUCUGAUUAAGAUUAUAAAUUAUACUAAAAGCGAAUUUGGAUAAAAUCCGUCGGACUUUUAUCAUAGAAAGUGUUUAUCAGCAAUCCCUCACUACCGGAAGUAAGGCGGGGGAAACGGUCCACCCAUUACCAUCGGGAGAACAUGGAUUGCUGCUAAAUUGUGGAUAUAUACUAUUACAACAAGAGUCGUGCCUAGGUAUUACAAUAAUUCUGGAUUCUUAUUUUUAAUGUCGUAUUUGCAUUAAUGCUAAAACUGCACUGAAGCGUCAAUCCUCUGUAGGGCGUGCAGCUCGCGCUUCUGUUCACUGAUGCUGAAACCAUUAGAUCGGCCAGUGUUUUCUCAGUAUAUCUGUGUUAUCAGACGCUGACAGUGUUUUUGUCUGCUGUAAAUAGUCGCUGUCUUAUGCAUUUGAACCGCACUGAUCAUGUGAUUACACCGCGCGGCUGAUCUGAUGCUGAUUUACUUGCAUUGAUCGCUUCGGUGUGCUGGUUCCCAUAGAAACGCUUCAGAUGAGAAGAAAUGAAUUGUAAUACUAGCAUUCAGGUGAUUAGAGAGGUGUGAGUACUGUUUACUCAUAGACUGACUACCAAAACAGUGGUUUGAUAUUCUUGUUACCUUUUACAUUUUUGCUCUAAUUACGUAUUUUAUGCUUUAUGGUUGUUUUAAUAUUUACAUUUAGUUAAAAAGCCUAUAAUAGGCAGUGUAAUAGUAUGUUCUAGUGUGACAACAUGCCCCACUAUUGGAUUCAGUGAACAGUAUGUUUUUUUUCUUAGUGGUCAAUAACGGUUGAAAUGUUCAUUAGCUUUUAUUUGAAGCCCAAAUUUAAGAUUUGUGUCUAAGCCUGAGAAUUUUUUUCUUGUGUAAAAUGUGUGACAACUAGCCCCAGUCUCCUCUAUUUGUGUAGCUUGUCGGUUCAUAUAUACCACAAGAUGGGAGGCUGGAGUGUGUUUGUGUCCUGCUGUGUUUGGGCGAUUCUUCUCCUGGCACUGUUUGGAGAUUCCCUGGCAUCUGCGCCUGAGUUUGAUCCCUACAAAGUUCUCGGAGUGUCCAGACAUGCCAGCCAGGCCGAAAUCAAGAAAGUGUACAAGAGGCUCGCAAGAGAAUGGCAUCCAGACAAGAACAAAAGUCCUGGGGCAGAGGACAUGUUUAUCAAGAUCACAAAAUCUUAUGAGAUUCUGUCCAACGAGGAGAGAAGGGCAAACUAUGACCGGUUUGGUCAAAUGGACGAGAAUCAAAACUUCGCCCGAGCACCGCAGGGCUUCAGACAUUAUCAUGACAGCUUCUACUUCGAUGAGUCUUUCUUUCACUUCCCUCGGACGAGUCGCGAUUUCACAGACAGCAAGCACCUCUUUCACUACAACCAGUACAUCAAUGAGGUGCUGCCGGAUAGUUUCAAGAGGCCCUACCUGAUCAAGAUCACGUCAGAGUGGUGCUUCACCUGCAUCCAUAUUGAGCCUGUAUGGAAGGACACUGUGCAAGAACUGGAGCCAUUGGGGGUUGGUAUUGGUGUGGUGGACAUUGGAUAUGAGAGACAGCUGGCUAAUCAUCUUGGUGCCCACCGCACACCUUCCAUACUUGGUUUAAUUAAUGGCAAAGUCACUUUCUUCCACUACGCUGUGGUCAGGGAACACUUGAGACAGUUUGUGGAAAGCCUUCUGCCCCAGAAGCUGGUUGAGAAGGUGACGGAUAACAGCUACUUUGAGUUUUUAAACAGUUGGCAUGAAGAGAAUAAGCCAAGAGUGCUAAUGUUUGAUGUAGCAUCUAAUAUUCCUCUUUUGUAUAAGCUUACCGCGUUUGCCUAUAAAGACUAUGUGAGGUUUGGCUAUGUGGACAUGGGCCUGACUGAGACCUCCAAAGUCGUGCAGAGGUUCAACAUCAACACAUACGCUCCCACCAUGCUCCUCUUCAAAGAGAACACAGACAAACCGGCUGAUGUUAUACAGGCAAGAGGAAUGAAAAAACAGAUAAUUGACGAGUUUGUGUCCAAUAAUCGUUUUCUGCUGGUGCCGCGGCUGGUAAAUCAGAAGCUCUUCGAUGAGCUCUGUCCAGUUAAACAGUUCCACCGUCGCAGGAAGUACUGUGUUCUUCUCGUUACCGGUGAAGGGGAGCAGUUUGUGUCAGUGAAUGAGGCGUUCUUUGACUUCGCUUCCUCCAACACUAAAGAAGUUCUCAGGUUUGCUUAUGUUUAUCAGAGACAACAGCAGCCUCUCUGUGACACUCUGCUCAAAAAGGAAGACACAACCCCUCCACAGGUGAUUCUCCUGGAGAGACGCAGCGCUACAGGAAGGGUGUUGUAUCGGACAGUGACGGGGGGAUGGAAUGGGAGUGAUGAUGAUAAGCACCGCCUCCUUGAGCAGCUUGAGCUUCUGCAAAGAGACCCCUCCUACCUUACCCACGAUGCCAUGCUGCCUGAACUCAACAAUGAGUUUGCAUCUAUGUUUCUGAUUCAGUGGAUCAACACUGCAUAUGAUUACCUCGCUCAGUUUUACUUUGAUCUUCUCUACUCUAAUUGGCGUGAGAUGAUGCCCAUACUGUCUCUGAUCUUCUCAGCUCUUUUCAUCCUGUUUGGGACUGUAAUCAUUCAGGCCUUCAGAAGCUGUAUUGAACACCCUUUGCUUUCAACUUAUAUCUUGCAACAAACAAAUCCAAAGGAAACCAUCCUUACUUCCUCCCGCAGGUCUCAGACUCUUCACUACUCCUUUUUAAAUGUGGACAAGCACAGCCAAUGGAUGGAUUCCCUCAUGGAGUCGGCUCCCGACGCCAGGCCGUCAGACUGCUUGGACAAAGAGGAAGAAGAGGAGGACUCCACCUCCAACAAAUCAGACUACACUGGCCACGUCCUGGCACUCAACGGCCACAAGAAGUAUUUCUGCUUAUUCAGACCCGUCUUCACAGGGGAGGAAACUGAAUGUAGUAGGUGGUCCGACGAGGAUGCGGCGACGGCCGGUCCAAGCAAAGCCUCGAGGUCCCGGUCAAGUUCCCGACAGAAGGCCACCACUCUGGAGAUCCACCACAAACUGGACCGACUGGGUCUGUGGAUGGAGAGGCUUAUGGAGGGAACUCUACCACGGCACUAUGUUCCGGCCUGGCCCGGUCUGGACACCAUAACGCCGCAGAAAUAAGACUCGCGUUUGACCUCAGGCCCAUUGCAGGAGGUGUGCUGUAGUGACGUGAAAGGUGUUGAAUUCUCAACAUCUUUGUGAUCCAAAUUACUUGGUUACUUUAAAAGAUAUUAAUUUAUUCUGUAAAACGCACUGGUGAUGAGUAGAGGGUUUCUUUAUUUAGAGCACCAUGUGCUCGUCGGCUGCUUUAGGGACAAAACUCCUUUCCAUCUGUAACGUACACUGUCUUUUUGUUAGUAUGGUUGUUUCAUUACUGUAUGGAUGCCAAUACCCAGAUAAGCCACUCUGCAGCUUCCAACAG
Molecule: messenger RNA, 4453 nt
Organism: Sinocyclocheilus rhinocerous
Lineage: Eukaryota; Metazoa; Chordata; Actinopteri; Cypriniformes; Cyprinidae
Product: dnaJ homolog subfamily C member 16-like
Exons: 12
Coding region: 1960-4152 (730 amino acids)
Source: RefSeq, a predicted model, not a curated record